Messenger RNA from Thalassophryne amazonica, 4301 nucleotides. RefSeq names its product ubiquitin specific peptidase 2a (gene usp2a). The transcript is spliced from 13 exons. Gene Ontology annotation, biological process: protein deubiquitination. Bases 288 to 2096 code for a protein of 602 amino acids. The record is from RefSeq and is a predicted model, not a curated record. Gene Ontology annotation, molecular function: cysteine-type deubiquitinase activity. NCBI's taxonomy places the organism in Eukaryota, Metazoa, Chordata, Actinopteri, Batrachoidiformes, Batrachoididae. Gene Ontology annotation, cellular component: cytoplasm.
AAGCGGACGGACCCGUACUCGGAGGCUAAAAAACUCUAAACUGCAAGGGAACAGCCGAUAUGGAUGAAGAAAACCGACGUAAUUUUGAUUAAAUUUGGUUUCCGGCUGACCAUAUUUUGCCUGAUACUGUCGGCAGUCCUUCAGCGCGCAGCGGCAAAGCGGACUCCAACAGACGGGUUUGGAUGGCGCUAAACUGCCCUCUUGGAUCUGGAUGAUCUGCAACUGUGCGUCGAUGCAGUCUUCUAGAAGCUCUCCCUCCCUGUGGCUGACAAACCAGCAGCAGCAGUAUGUCCCGUGUCUCCUCCACCGCCAAGCGCUAUGCUGGCUCUUCCUACGGCAGCCAUUACAGCACGUACACCUCCUCCCUGACCCCGGGCCUUAGCACCUUCACCGAAAGGGAGAGGUUGUCCUCCUACACCUCUCCCUCUUCUUUGUCCACCUCAUCCUCAGGUUACUCCUCCUCCAGCUAUCUUAACAGCUCUGCCACUCACGGCCGCAACUACAGCACUUCCUCAGAACCCGACCGUGACCGGGGUCGAACUAUCCCACGCACCGACAUCCUUGGAAGCAGCAGCAGUCGACGCAGCGAGAGCCUUAGUCGAACUCCCGUCAAAAACUAUGGAGGUUCAGGACUGAGCGGAGGGUCAGCCUACACUGGCUACAGUUCUUAUCCUUUGUCCUCAACCACGCCCAGCUACCUCUCACCUUCCCCGAUGGUCUCAAGCAUCUCACUUGCACGACGCAAAUCUGUAUCCCAGAGUGAUCUGAGCAGGGACUUGGCUUGUCUGAGCCUCACUGAUUCCUCUUCCUCCAGCCCAUCUUCUACCAGCAGUGCCCUGCGGAGCUACUGUAGUCGGACAAGUGACGUAGCUGACUCAUAUGGCACUAGUUCUCGUCCCAGCUACUCAGGCCUGUCUCGGAGCUCUACUCAGGAGUCCCUCUCACGGAGCUUCUCCCAGGAGGCCUUUAGCAGUAGCAGCAGCAGUAGAACAUUCAGCUCUUCAACGUGGGAGCCAAGCACCAAUGGGAUGUCCAGCUCCCCUUCCAAGGACUCCACAAACUCAAAGAGUGCCCAAGGCCUGGUGGGACUAAAGAACUUAGGAAACACUUGCUUCAUGAACAGCAUCUUGCAGUGUCUCAGCAACACACACAGCCUGCGAGACUACUGCCUGCACAACUCGCACCGCAGAGACCUUAACAACAACAGCCGCACCAACACAGCCCUCAUGGAAGAAUUUGCCAAGCUGAUGCAGACUAUAUGGACGUCGUCCAGCAAUGAAGCAGUCAGCCCCUCUGAGUUCAAAACGCAGAUCCAGAGAUAUGCUCCCAGAUUUGUAGGAUACAACCAACAGGAUGCUCAGGAGUUCCUGCGCUUCCUUCUCGACGGCCUGCACAAUGAGGUCAACAGGGUCACUGUCAGACCGAGAGGAACUGCUGAAGACGUUGACCACCUACCGGAUGAAGAGAAAGGGAAGAAGAUGUGGAGCAAAUACCUGGAGAGGGAAGAUAGUAAGAUAGUAGACCUGUUUGUAGGUCAGCUGAAGAGUUCUCUGACCUGCAGCUACUGUGGUUUCUGCUCCACUGUGUUUGACCCCUUCUGGGAUCUCUCUUUACCGAUCGCCAAGAAGGGCUACGGUGAGGUGAGUCUUAUGGACUGUAUGCGGUUCUUCACCAAAGAAGAUGUCCUCGAUGGGGACGAAAAGCCUACGUGUUACAGGUGUAAAGCCAGAAGAAGAUGCACUAAGAAGUUCACAAUACAAAAGUUCCCCAAGAUAUUAGUGCUUCACCUGAAACGCUUUUCUGAAGCAAGAAGAACCAGCAAACUGUCCACUUUUGUUAAUUUUCCUUCAAAAGAUCUUGACCUACGGGAAUUUGCUUCUGAAAACAGCAUGAAUGCAGUGUACAACCUAUAUGCAGUGUCCAACCACUCAGGCACCACUAUGGGCGGUCACUACACAGCCUACUGUCGCAAUCCCAACUCGGGAGAAUGGUACACAUUUAAUGACUCCAGAGUAACGCCAAUGUCCUCCAGCCAAGUGCGCAGCAGUGACGCCUACGUCUUAUUCUACGAGCUGGCUUCAUCGUCACGGAUGUGAAGCCUCCUGGAGGACAGAAGGUCUCACUGUCACACUGGAUGGAAAGAAGAAGAAUGUUGGCGAUGCUGGCAGGGCGUGUUGUGGACUUGUAUUUGGACAUGAAUCACAUGUAUACAGAGAGGUUCAUUAACUGGACAUUGACUAGAUACUGUUGUUUUAGCUGUUUCCUGAAAGUAAAUAAUGGUUUUCAACUCAAAGUACAGAUUUUCAACUUUAAUUUUAUGGAAUUUUUAUAUACAUUGGUUGAAUGGUGUACGAAUUGGAGCACUGUUUGUUUUUAAGCCCCAUUUCAAGGGACAAAACAGUCUCAUUUCAAGUGGUCACAUAGUUUCAAUACCAACACAAAUUUAUCAGAGAUCAUUUUGGCCCCAUUAUGUACAUUAUUAAAAAGAAAGAGAGCAAUUAUGGUGAGCUCAUGGAAAAUCAAAAGACCCAGGAGAUCAAAUAUAGCAAAUGUGAUGGAAGAUUAAAUGUUUUCCCCCAAGUGAUAAAAACAAAUUCACAACAGUUGACCAAAUUAAGAAUAUCCUCCAAAAGGUCCACAUACUGUUAUCUGUGUCCAAGUCAGUCAAGAAGACUUCAUGAGAGAAGAGUGAGGGUUUAAGCAGAAGAUGUACCCUUUGGUCGGCCUCAGAAAAAACAAAGACUUGUUAAAGUAAAACAAAAGUCUAGAAACUAGACUGUGACCUGCAGCAUAUCAGGAAAGCUGCCCAAGAUGCUUUUCGGCAAAGAACUAAAUUUCUCUGUAGUGGCCAAAGUCACCUGACCUGAAUCCAAUUAAACAGCUGAAUCACUGAAAGCAACCCCCACCCCCCACCCCACCCUCGGAUUGUAUCGCAAACUCAGCAAACUAUGCAGUCCUCAAAAAAAAAAAAAAAAAAAAAACAAUGCUCAAAUUGUAUAAUUUGGUGUUUCCACUUAUGUGUAAACCAUUAAAAAGUGGGAGGAACUGAAACAAAAAGUGCUGUAAUUUUUUUCACCAUUUACCUGAUUAAAAUCUAAGAAUCCUCAAAGUUGAAGGUCUGCACUGUGGGCUCAGACACUUUCAUUCUUUUGAAAUUUGAUGUGCUGCAGUAAGCAACAAAAAUAGCACUAACUGUCGAUGUCCAAAUAUUUAUGGACCUGGCUGUGCGUGCCUGCGCCACACCGACCUGGAAACUGGAGCAACACACUGGAAACUACAGGAGUCUGAUCAACCAGUACUGCUUUGUUUCUGUUUUUUCUCAUUGCAGCUGGAUGCACAUGUUCUGUGUGCAUGUGUGUGUGUGUGUGUAUGUGUGUGUGCGCACGCCUGCAUCACAGGGCAAUAAUCCCAUCUGACCAACCUAUGAAUCCGCCUCCAUCACAGAUGUCCCGCUCUAUGCACUGCAAACCAACCCAAUUGCGCCUUUUGCUUUUUAUUGCAUUCUUGAUCUUGCUUGCAUUCUUGAUCUUGCCAUUUGCCUCAAACCUUUUUUUUAAUUUGUGGGGACUUAUGUGCUUUGAAAAAAAAAGUGUCUGUUAAGUGUGCGAUUGUUUUGUUUUUUUUUGUUUUGUUUUUUUUACCCUAUCAGCAUCAGCGCCAUUAUUAUCUCUUACUCUCUGGACUGUGCACAAACUGUACGUAGUGUCCGGAUCACAACUUUUUGAUGUUCCAAGGAGCUGACAGCUCACCGGCCCGGUUUAAUUUCCCUUACCGCUGCACAGCAACUCCAGUUUUCACGCCUGUUUUCUUUCUCCAAAGGUGGCUGGGAAGCCGGUGGAUAAUGUUAGCUUUACGUUUUUCAGAAUCCAUCUUCUAACUUGUUAUAUUUUGAUCCCCCCCAACUUCCGAGUGGCUGCUACUGAUGUUUAAAAAAAAUGUUGUGAAUGAGUGAAGAGUCCAGUAUGGGCUUGCUAAGGGUUAAUAAUGUAGAUAAUAAUAAUGAGCAUCAUUAUCUGGCUUUUCUUCCUCUCUUGUUUCAUGCCAUUGAACAACACGGAAAGAAUGUUUAAAGUUUUAAAAAACUAUCUAUUUUUGUAACCUGAUGCAAUAUGGAGAAUACUAUUCAACGGUGCUGAAAAUGACCCCUUGCUGUUUUCAGUUGGUUUAUUUACCAGGUUUCAAGAGAGAGAAAAGGCUAUUAUGUAUGCGUACAUGUGACAAUGUGAUGAGUCACGGUUUUUAAAAGUGGCAGUCAAACACAUGAAUAUAUAAAUAUAUAUGAAUAAAAUUCAGCAAAAGUG